AGUUUCAGUCUUAGUAAGUUACUUCCCCUCGUUCAAUUCUGAAUCGCUCUUGAGUGUCUCCGAACAGGAAGUUGUUCUUUGCCUCUCGUCUUCAUCAAUGCUGCAUUCAUUUUCACUCAGACCGUGAUGAUGGAGGCUGUACAAAAGGAAAACUGGUACUUCGUGGCACUUCUGAUUUCACUCUCUUUUAUCAAAGUCUCGGAGGAGCUGCAGGUUCCAGGCAGCAUAGUGCAGCUUCAGGAUGGGAUGUUGUUGGAUUGCUCAUGUCCCUGGAGCGGUAACCUCAUCAUGGUGUCAUGGACUAAAGAUGUCAAGUCGGCUCCACUUGCCAUUUUUCACCCUGAGUACGGCGUCAAUUUUGACGCUGCUUAUGACGGUAGAGUCGAGUUCAUCAAUGCAUCAGCGUUGGACGGCAGCAUCAGAAUAAUGAACGUCACUGAAAAAGAUGAGGGUGUGUAUCACUGCUCAGUGCAGACCUUUCCUCAAGGGUCAUGGACCAAGGAUACACUGGUGCAAAAACAAGUGGCGACUCCGGUCUUCUACCACAAUCCCAGCACCAAAUUUCUUCACGUCUCUGAAAGCGAAGACGUGACCAUCAGAUGUAGUCAAAACGACACCGUGUACAGUGUCAGCAUGGAGAAGAUGGAGGGAGCGGAUGGAGGGAUCAGUCUGUUAGCGGUGUGUAAGAUGAGUGACGACGGUGUGGAGCUCAGUGAGAAUCUGCACAGUGGAGUCGUGAACUGCAGCGACGCAAUGGAGAUGGAGCUGCAUUUAAACAACGUGAACCAGCACGAUGGCGGGAAUUAUCGCUGUAACUUCAGCACACACGGGGAGGUUUCUAGCAGAAUUAUCCAGCUCAUGGUGGUUUCCAGUCCAAAAGGACUCGGGUGGUAUAUUUACACUGCAGCAGGAGGAGCGAUCGCACUCGUCCUGAUGUCCGUCGCUCUUUUGUUCACGUGGAGGAGCAGGAGGAAGGUGAGGAGAUUGGAGUACAGGCCCCACAUACAAACCACCAAAAGAGAGCUUAGUUACUCUAGCGAGCAAGGCAGAGUGUAUGACAGGAUGAAAAAGACAACAAGGAACCAAAGAAAGAACAAUCCGAUAUACAUGAACCUCCCAAGCAAAAAAGAGCAGAAGAAAGGAAGAAGAUGAUGUUUGAGAUGAAGUUUAAGCUGAAAAGACUGCUGAAUAUGUGAUGAGCCAGUGAGUGAGUUUGUGAAUAGUGUUUGAUUGACAGGUAACGAGACCUUACUGGCUUUGAGUAAAGUAGGAAAGGAAGAGCCACUGGGAUAUAGAAAGCCUGCGAUGAUAUAAAAACAUUUUAAAAACUAUGGAAAAUGCAGCACACUAAAUGAAGACCUGUGUCCUAAUGAGAUGAUGGCUUUUUUUGUUUGUUUGUU
Messenger RNA from Tachysurus fulvidraco (yellow catfish), 1400 nucleotides. It is a transcript of the gene cd226, whose product is annotated as CD226 molecule. The transcript is spliced from 6 exons. Lineage: Eukaryota; Metazoa; Chordata; Actinopteri; Siluriformes; Bagridae. The coding region runs from base 127 to 1152 and encodes 341 amino acids. Gene Ontology annotation, biological process: positive regulation of mast cell activation; positive regulation of natural killer cell mediated cytotoxicity directed against tumor cell target; positive regulation of type II interferon production. Gene Ontology annotation, cellular component: external side of plasma membrane. The record is from RefSeq and is a predicted model, not a curated record.